CUCGGCAGCUCUCAGCCGAGAGAAGCCGCCCGAGAUCGACAGACAGCGGGAACUAAAGUUUUUCUCGCCCCCUCCAGUGUGUUUUCUCGCAGGGCUUUGCCCGCAGCCGCCUUCCGCAGCGGGGCCGAGCUGGAAAGGCACAGAACUCGGGGAGGAGGAGGAAUUCAGUGUCCCUAAAAAUAGCCGCACUUCGAGAGACCCUGUGACUUCCCACUCUCCGGGGCGGGCGGCCCGCGGGCUGCCUUUCGCCGAUGACCCUUGUGAUUGCAACCAGCAUGCGCCUAACCCCCUCUUCCUGCGCCCGGAAGGCUGGGCUCGGCUGAGGGGUCUGGCCCCGACCUACUGGAGUGGGGAGGGCGCAGAAAAGCACGUGCUAAGGACAGGAUCGCGGCUUCUCCAGUGUUGGGGGCCUGCGAGCCUGGGCGAGGCUAGCUCCGCUAAUCGGGGGGUUUGACUGUUGGCGCUUCGCAACGCUCUCCAGCGAAAGGCGGCGCAGCGGCGGGGAGACUCCGCACCGGCCGAGGAGGAGGAAGAGGAGCGGGCGGUUUGUUUUUUUCCUUCUAGGAUCCCCCCCCUUCUCCUCCCCCCUCGCCCCCCCUUCCCCUCCCCGCCGCGGUUUCUCUCUGGGUCCGGCCGGCCGGCGAGCGCGAGUCUCCUGGGGGAACCUCUCCGAGCAAGCUGGGAUCUAUGAGCGGGAAGGUGAUCAAACCCAGAGAAGAGAAAGAUGCUUCCAAGGUUAUGGAUGACGCAACCCCUGGCACACAGGAGUACAUUAUGUUACGGCAAGAUUCCAUCCAAUCUGCGGAAUUAAAGAAAAAAGAGUCCCCUUUUCGUGCUAAGUGUCACGAAAUCUUCUGCUGCCCACUGAAGCAAGUGCACCUCAAAGAGAACACAGAGGCGGAAGAGCCACAGCUCAAAGGAAUAGUAACAAAACUCUACAGCAGGCAAGGCUACCACUUGCAAUUGCAAGCAGAUGGAACAAUUGAUGGGACAAAAGAGGAGGACAGUAGUUAUACUUUGUUUAACCUCAUACCCGUGGGCUUACGAGUGGUGGCUAUUCAAGGGGUUCAAACAAAAUUGUAUUUGGCAAUGAACAGUGAAGGAUACCUAUACACGUCAGAACAUUUCACACCUGAAUGCAAGUUCAAAGAAUCAGUAUUUGAAAACUACUAUGUGACGUAUUCUUCAAUGAUCUACAGACAGCAACAGUCUGGCAGGGGUUGGUAUCUGGGUCUUAACAAAGAAGGAGAAAUAAUGAAAGGAAACCAUGUGAAGAAAAAUAAACCUGCCGCACACUUUCUUCCAAAACCCUUAAAAGUGGCCAUGUACAAAGAACCUUCUCUUCACGAUCUCACAGAAUUUUCAAGAUCUGGAAGUGGGACCCCGACAAAAAGCAGAAGUCAUUCAGGAGUGUUAAAUGGGGGGAAAUCCAUGAGUCAAAAUGAAUCAACGUAGCCAGGUUAAGGCAAGCCAAGUGCUCUGUAAAUGGAACCUUACCGCCGGAUGCCGUUGAAUUCUUACUAGCAGUCUUUCAUCCAAACCGUUCAAUUGUUCAGGACAAGCCGCUGAACUUGCAUAGGUCACUCGUUUAUCAGCCAUUAGAUCUUCUGGUUGUCAAAGGAUAUAUCCCAAAUCUGUAGAAUAUGCGUGUGCAUAUCACAAGACACCUGGAUAGCCAGCAAAAGAUAACUGUGGAAUAAAUCUCAGAGAAGAAAUGUCUAGCUCUUUUUCCUCUCUCUCUUUCUCUUUCUUUUUUCUCUCCUAUGCUUUGUGGAAAACUAAACAAAAACAUUUCACAGCAUUCACUGCUGAUAAGAAUUUGCUUUCCAACCAAGAAAUAAAAAGACCACUUUUGCUCGUCAAAGGAAAUUUUAACGCUUAUAUGUUUUAUAGGAGCAAACAACAAAAAUGUAAACUCUGUUGUUUUCUUGGCUUACUGUUUUAUAUCUAAGGCUUGAUAACAAAGGUAUCCUUUAAUUUGGAUUAGUGCAACUUUUUGAUUUCUCAGCUCAAAUGGGCCUUUAAAGCUGUGUCUUUAAAAAAAAAAAACUAAUAAAUUCAGGGCUGGAACUGAGAGUCGGUGUCUCAGGCUCAAGCAAACAGUGUUCUUGUGAUUUUAACCACACUGAAAUAUAAAUUUUUAUAGAUUUGUAGCAUUCUGGUAAAGUUCUUGUGCUGACCCCAGUCUGUAGGAAUUGAGUUGUUUUGUUAACCCGCGUCAGUGGAAGAUAACGUAAAGGGAUAAAAUUGUCCUCCAAUGUAGAUUUAUCUUAAUUCCCUUUUGUGUAUCAUGUUAAACUAUUGUUGUGGCGUCUUUUCUAAAGACAGAAACUGUGGAAUUAAGGUGACUUAAUUUUUUAUAAGAAACGUCUUGUUUGUAAAAGUCCUUCUUUCCCUGUAAUGGGCACGUGAUUCUUGUGUAGGAGGAAGCGUUAGGACAGGUUACCCCUAAACAACAUAUACUCAUACAUGCUAUUGGAAAAAUCGUUUAAAAAUUUAGUUAGGUUUCCAUUUAGAUCAUCAUAUCUGUUGCAUGGGAGAAAGUUGGAAUAUUGGCAUAGAGUUGCAUGAUGUGUAAGAUUUUGUGCAUUAACCAUCAUUGGAUUCUGUGCUCCAAACCUGACAUAGUUCUGUACAAGCAGUUGUCUGCCUUGUACAAAAGAGUUGUUUAUUAUUUGUUGUACACACAAUCAUGCACUGAAUAAACUAUUUAUAUUAAGAUGUA
Gopherus flavomarginatus (Mexican gopher tortoise) is the source of this 2725-nucleotide messenger RNA. RefSeq names its product fibroblast growth factor 13 (gene FGF13). Gene Ontology annotation, molecular function: growth factor activity; fibroblast growth factor receptor binding. The coding region runs from base 688 to 1455 and encodes 255 amino acids. Gene Ontology annotation, biological process: regulation of cell migration; animal organ morphogenesis; fibroblast growth factor receptor signaling pathway. The record is from RefSeq and is a predicted model, not a curated record. Lineage: Eukaryota; Metazoa; Chordata; Testudines; Testudinidae. Gene Ontology annotation, cellular component: cytoplasm. The transcript is spliced from 7 exons.